Messenger RNA from Gossypium arboreum, 441 nucleotides. RefSeq lists its product as uncharacterized. Lineage: Eukaryota; Viridiplantae; Streptophyta; Magnoliopsida; Malvales; Malvaceae. The record is from RefSeq and is a predicted model, not a curated record. The coding region runs from base 1 to 441 and encodes 146 amino acids. The transcript has a single exon.
AUGAAGAGGAGAGAUAUCAAGUAUUCUGUGGGUGAUCAUGUUUUUCUUAAGGUAUCUUCAUUGAAGAAGGUCCUUCAGUUUGGAUGUAAGGAUAAGCAGAGCCUUAAGUUCAUUGAGCCUUAUCAGAUUCUGAAACGUGGGGGACCGAUUGCCUAUCAGUUAGAGCUACCUUCGGAGUUGGAUCAUAUUUAUUAUGUAUUUCAAGUCUUUAUAUUGAGACGAUAUCUGUCUGACCCAUCUCAUAUUGUAUCUCUCGAGGAGAUUGAAGUUAGAUCAGAUUUGAACUUCGAUGAGGAGCCAAUUCAAAUUCUGGAGCGAGAUGUUAAUGUAUUAAGAAGAAAGACUAUCCCUUUGUUACGGUUCUGUGGCAGAAUCAUGACACUGAGGAAGCCAUUUGGGAACUUGAGGACUCGAUUUGACAAUAAUAUCUGUAUUUAUUGA